Messenger RNA from Fusarium keratoplasticum, 789 nucleotides. RefSeq lists its product as uncharacterized. Bases 1 to 789 code for a protein of 262 amino acids. The record is from RefSeq and is a predicted model, not a curated record. NCBI's taxonomy places the organism in Eukaryota, Fungi, Ascomycota, Sordariomycetes, Hypocreales, Nectriaceae. The transcript has a single exon.
AUGGCGCCCGCAUCACCCCCUAGCACGCCUUGCAUCGUCGUUCCACUUUACAUUUAUCCGCUAAGUGGCGCCUGGGACUCCAUCUUCGAGUCCGCCCGCGCCAACCCCCAUGUGUCCUUCAUCGUCAUUGUCAACCCCUGCAACGGCCCUGGCCCUGACACUUUCCCCGACUCGAGCUACGCGGCAAAUCUGAGCCGCCUGGGCAAGCUUGGCAACGUCGUCCCUCUGGGCUACGUGCAUUGCAGCUACGGCGACCGCCCUGUGGCCGACGUCGAAAGAGACAUCGGCAUUUAUCUCGGCUGGAACGAAAAGUUCAGGGUAGAUGGCAUCUUUUUCGACGAGGCUCCCUCCUCGGCCGAGGGCAUUCCUCUGAUGGCGGGUCUGGCCCAGUUUACAAGGUCUCGCUGGCAGCACGACACUGGCCGAACCGGGCUGGUGGUGCUCAACCCUGGUGUGGUUGUCGAUCCGGGCUACUACGAGCAUGCCGACCACAUCGUCGUCUUUGAGCAGUCUGAGCAGCACUGGAACGAAUACUUCACGACUCAAGCCGUCGCUCAGAUCCCCUCCCACCUGAGCGCCAAGGCCGUAGCCAUGGUCCACUCAUGCCUGGGCGAUGCGGCGUCCUUGGCACGCCAAAUCGGCGAAUUGGGAUUCGGCGGCCUGUACCUGACGGACCAGCUGGGUGGAGGCUACAACAGAUGGCCAGACAGCUGGAGUCUCAUCGUCGACGAGGUGGGCCGCGCGUGCGAGCCCCAUGUCGGAUCCGGAGCUUCCGGAGAGGCCGCUUGA